Molecule: messenger RNA, 1968 nt
Organism: Scheffersomyces stipitis CBS 6054
Lineage: Eukaryota; Fungi; Ascomycota; Pichiomycetes; Serinales; Debaryomycetaceae
Gene: MRE11
Product: MRX complex nuclease subunit
Exons: 1
Coding region: 1-1968 (655 amino acids)
Biological process (GO): mitochondrial double-strand break repair via homologous recombination; mitotic intra-S DNA damage checkpoint signaling; meiotic DNA double-strand break formation
Cellular component (GO): Mre11 complex; nucleus
Molecular function (GO): DNA endonuclease activity; 3'-5'-DNA exonuclease activity; manganese ion binding
Source: RefSeq, a predicted model, not a curated record
AUGCCUCCUGUUGACAAGAUACCCGAGGGAGAGGACACUAUACGAAUCCUUCUCACCACAGACAACCAUGUUGGCUACAACGAGACAGAUCCAGUGCGAGGAGACGAUGGCUGGAAGACCUUUCAUGAGAUCACCAGACUCGCAAAGCAAUUAGAUGUAGACAUGAUAGUCCAGGGUGGCGACUUGUUCCAUAUCAACAAACCGCUGAAAAAAUCUCUUUUCCACGUCAUGAAGUCCCUUCGUUUGAAUUGUAUGGGAGACCGUCCCUGUGAAUUGGAGCUUCUCAGUGAUCCUACACAAGCUUUGGAUUCUGGCUUUGGCACCGUCAACUAUGAAGAUCCAAACUUGAACAUCUCUAUUCCCGUCUUUGCUAUCAGUGGUAACCAUGACGAUGCUACGGGCGAAGGGUUGUUGCUGCCUCUUGACAUUCUUCUGGUUUCUGGACUAGUGAACCAUUUCGGUAAGAUUCCAGAUAGCGAGAACAUCACCGUUUCGCCGUUGCUUUUCCAGAAGGGCCGAACAAAACUAGCUCUUUACGGUAUGGCAAAUGUUAGAGACGAAAGGCUCCAUCGAGCUUUUCGUGAUGGACAUGUGAAAUUCCAGAGACCCAACAUCCAGACAGACCAAUGGUUCAAUUUGUUUUGUAUUCACCAGAACCACGCCCAACAUCUGAUAACAUCAUCAAUUCCCGAAAUGUAUUUGCCCAACUUCUUAGACUUUGUACUUUGGGGCCACGAGCACGAAUGUAUAGCUUACCCUGUUCAUAAUCCAGAGACUGGCUUUGAUGUUCUUCAGGCUGGAUCCUCGGUAGCGACUUCGUUAUCCGAAGGCGAAGUAGCUGAUAAACACACGUUUUUGUUGAGUAUCCGCGACCAGAGAUAUUCUAUAGAACCAAUAAAGUUGAAUACAGUGAGACCAUUUGUGUUAAAGGAAAUUGUCUUGCUGCAGACAGAUCUCAUACUGGGAGCUGCCUCGAAGUCAGACGUAAUAGCACUUCUACUGCAAGAAGUGGAAAGCUCCAUAGUGAAAGCCAAUGAAAACUUCAAACAAAAUAACGCCGAACUCUUCGAUGAAGACGAUACAGAAGAAGAUGUAGCAAAAAAGAUCCCCUUGCCUUUGAUAAGAAUCAGAGUAGAAUAUUCAGGAGGUUACGAAAUUGAGAACACAAGAAGGUUUUCCAACCGGUUUGUAGGAAAAGUUGCUAAUCCCAAUGAUAUCAUCCAAUUCUACAAAAAGAGAACAUCAGAAACAGGACCCAAAAAAACGAAGUUUCUGGAUAAGGAUCUUCUUGAAGAAGGGGAGUCCAACAAGAAGUCUACUGAGAUACAACUACAAGAUCUAAUAGAGAAAUUCAUCAGUGUGGCAGAUUUGUCACUCUUGCCGGAGGCUGGGAUGAACUACGCUGUCAAGAGAUAUAUCGAUAAUGAAGACAAGCAUGUCCUACAAAAUUAUAUUGAAAACGAAAUCAAGAAAGAGACAGAGAUGUUAAUGAAGAUAGACAUCGAGGACACAAGCGUCUAUGAUAAGGAUAACGACUAUUCCAAAAAGAUAUUCAGACAGCUUUUGUCUCAAAUCAAAUUAGAGAAUAAGAAGAUUGACCACGAGUCCAUGGACUUUGACAUGGAGCCUAGCCUUUCGACAAAGAAAGCAGCACCGAAGAGGAACACAAAAAAGACAAAACGAAGCGAGGAAAUCGUAGUUUCUGAAGAUGAAGAUGACGAUUUUCAAGAAGAAAUUGAAGAGAAACCUGCUGCACGAAAAAAAAGCGGAAGGAAUACAAAAGCAAACAAGAAAGAAGAGAUUAUCAGCGACAACGACGACGAUAUAAUAGAUCUGGAUUUAGAUGAAGGGCAACAACAAACAACAAGAAGAGGUGGACUGGCGCCGCGUGCUAAGAGAGUAUCUACCAGCAGUCGUGGCAGAGGAAGAAAGACAUCUUCAUUGAAAGACAGUGUGAUGAAUUUGUAG